UAUCACUCAUCUCUACAAAGAAAACUCCUCAGUUCCCACCUCUUCACAUUCAUUAUAAUUCUUCUUUUCUUUUCUUUCUUCUACUUCUUCUUGAGAUCAUGUCCUCAAUGAUAGGCUCACAAGGGGUGGUCUUUGCAACUGCCAUGGCUGUCUCAGGUACUGUAAUCCUUCUCGCUCUGCGUUUGCAGAGGUCUUUCCCUCCUCUCCACUUGCCUGUUCACGAAAUCCACUCUUCUCCAACUCCGAUUCUGCGAUCUUGCUUAUCCUCUGAUGGAAAGAAGAGGGAGAACAAGAAGAAGAAACGGGUGCACUUUGCGGAGGAUGUGGUGGAGUCUUGUAGAGAUGGAGAAGAGUUGAGGAAGCGACGAGGGGUGAGUGAGGAUUCUUUCAAGUCAAAGUCAGAAUCGAAGGUUGAAAGGAAUUAUAAUGGCGAAACGAAGAUCAGAGGAAUGCCUGCUAACAGAGUAGCUUUGUAUAAUGGAAUUCUUAGGGAUCGUGUGGCCCAACGUUUGGCCUACUCUUAUUGAUUUGGUUUUUCUGUGAAUAUUCUGUGAUUAUGCUUCUUUUCUUUUUGAUUUUUUUUACAAGUAUAGUAGAGGAAUGGUCCACCACUAACUCUCUUCAUAGGACACAGGGUAUGGUGUCUUGUGAAUGGUGAAGGGAAUUUUGUUGAUAAUUUUGGAUAAUUUCCGUGUCCCCAUGUCCUCGUAACUCCAAAACCAUUUCUCUCUUCCUCUCUUUCCCUUGUUUCUCCUCUUUUCUA
Messenger RNA from Abrus precatorius (Indian licorice), 763 nucleotides. RefSeq lists its product as uncharacterized. The coding region runs from base 99 to 527 and encodes 142 amino acids. The record is from RefSeq and is a predicted model, not a curated record. The transcript has 2 exons. Lineage: Eukaryota; Viridiplantae; Streptophyta; Magnoliopsida; Fabales; Fabaceae.